Molecule: messenger RNA, 1512 nt
Organism: Exophiala oligosperma
Lineage: Eukaryota; Fungi; Ascomycota; Eurotiomycetes; Chaetothyriales; Herpotrichiellaceae
Exons: 2
Coding region: 249-1346 (365 amino acids)
Biological process (GO): glucan catabolic process
Molecular function (GO): hydrolase activity, hydrolyzing O-glycosyl compounds
Source: RefSeq, a predicted model, not a curated record
UUCUAUUCAUCUCUCAAAACCACGCUCAUUCAUUCCUUGCUUCUCGUUCUGUUUGCUCUCUCAUAGACCUUGGUCGCAUCUGUUUUCCUCUUCUCCCCUAACCUCUUAAUACCUCAUCAUCUUCUCUUCGACGACUUCAAGACAUUCUUUCGCGCAUUCAGUGAUUGCAACAUCUUGACCUCAAGUCCGCAGGCGGCAUAACAUUCAUUUCGUCAAGAGUUGUCCGAGACCGACAACAGACCCGGACAAUGCGGUGCAUUCUUUUUCCCUUGCUGCUGGUCAGCAUCUUUCUCGAACCCACCGUGGCAACAUAUCAGUUGGUGCACGACUACUCGGGUGAUGCCUUCUGGACAGGCUUUGACUUCUUCACCGACCGUGAUCCAACAGAUGGACUUGUACAGUUCCAGUCGCUCGAAGCAGCAAAUGCAACAGGUCUGGCAGGAUUCUUAGAGACUGGAAACUCAUCAAUGGCAGUGUUCAUGGGAGUUGACACGGAGCAGGUGGCACCCGAGGGCCGUGCAGCCGUUCGUGUGUCAUCAAACGAAACGUUCCAGCAUGCCUUGGUCAUCGCGGACAUCUCUCACAUGCCUGGCGGUGUCUGUGGGGUGUGGCCUGCAUUCUGGAUGCUCGGGUCAGAUUGGCCUAACAAUGGCGAGAUCGAUAUCGUCGAAGGAGUCAACGACCAGACUGCCAACAGCAUGACGUUGCACACAAAUGCAGGUCCUAUCAUUACUGAUGGAUCACACUUCUCAGGCGAAUUGGUCACGGCUGACUGCGACAUCAACGCACCCGACCAGCCAAAGAACUCAGGUUGUUCCAUCGGCGACACUUCCAAUCUGACAUUCGGAGCCGACUUUAAUGCGGCUGGGGGUGGCGUCUUCGCGACAGAAUGGACGUCUCAAUUCAUCAAGAUCUGGUUCUUCCCUCGCGGCAGCUUUCCUGACGACAUCGUCAGCAGUAGCCCGAACCCCGGCCAGAACUGGGGUACCCCGAACUCAGUUUUCCAGGGAUCGUUCAGCAUCGACGAUCACUUCAAAGAUUUGCAGAUCGUCUUCGACACCACAUUCUGCGGACAGUGGGCAGGCCAAGUGUGGAAUACUACCUCUUGUGCAACGCUAGCCCCAACUUGCGAGGAGUACGUGGCCAACAACCCGAAGGAUUUUGUCAACGCCUACUGGGCAAUCAAUACACUCCAGGUAUUCCAGGACGAUGAUCAAGGAGCACUCAAUACCACCUCCAGCACAGGAACAAUCAAUGCUAGAAACACCGUCAACAAGCCCAAUCGUUCUCACGUGGCUCGAUCGACCGGAAGAACAGGUAGCCGGGUGUUGCCGAUAUACUUGUGACGGAAGGGUCUAUCAGCUUCGCUGUUAUUAAAGAGCAUGGCAUUUACGGUUGGCGAAGUAUUUUGGCGAUGUUUCCCAUGGCCAUUACGUCUUUGGCACUCAAGGGUUGACAGGAACAUGAGUACUCGUACCUGGGUGAAUUAGGUGAAGCUUGUUUAUCUUGGAC